This is a messenger RNA of Empidonax traillii (willow flycatcher), 628 nucleotides long. RefSeq names its product gastrokine-1-like. Lineage: Eukaryota; Metazoa; Chordata; Aves; Passeriformes; Tyrannidae. The record is from RefSeq and is a predicted model, not a curated record. The transcript has 5 exons. Gene Ontology annotation, biological process: regulation of cell population proliferation. Bases 1 to 495 code for a protein of 164 amino acids.
AUGAAGCUCCCUGCUCAGAAGGUGGAAGUAAGCAAGAAAAUCUCCACUGCUGGAGGCUACCAAAUUAUGACCAUGAAUAAAUACUGGCUGGUGGCAAGUGUGGAGCAAAGGACCCACCAUGGGUCAUGGAAAACCCUCUGGAACUACGACACGGGUUUUAUGGCAACCAAAGUGCUGCCAGAGAAAGCCUGCUACAUUUCCAUCAUGAACAGGACCGAGAUGCCCAGCUUUGAUGCACUUCCCCAGCUGGCUGCAGAGAGCAGGAAACACAACCGUCCAAGACCACCUGCAAAGGAGAUUCUGUUCACCCUCAUCAAGAGGAAUGUCCGGGACCUCGAGUCUUAUGGACCAGACACCUUCUCCAUGUGCAGAGGACUUACAACUUACGUGGCUUAUGAAGUUCAGGGACCACCACUCAGCCUCAGAUCAUGCAUUAGGCUUGAUGCCCUUCAGUAUUUGGCCCUUACCUACUGUCACGACAAUAACUAUGCCUGAAAAUGAUCCUGUUCUUGAGCCUUGUGUGGAUGUUCCAGCUGCAGCUUUGGAGCUGCUGCCCAAAGCCAACCCCAGUGCCCUUCUUCCCUGGCAUCUCCCCUUUCCAGCGAUUCCUCCUUGAGGAUUCAGAUCC